This is a messenger RNA of Xyrichtys novacula (pearly razorfish), 3882 nucleotides long. NCBI's taxonomy places the organism in Eukaryota, Metazoa, Chordata, Actinopteri, Labriformes, Labridae. The record is from the annotation of a GenBank genome assembly.
AUGCGCAGGUUUCAAUGCAGGACCAUGAUUGCCAGUCUGUUAUUUCAUGUGCUCUACCCCUUGUCGCGUUUUCUGACUUUUCGAUCAGGUAAAAGUUUUUCAAAGGUGUCAAAACUAUGACUUUGCUUCAUGCAGUGCAGCCUCAAUAAGCUAACGGUGUGUUUAGGCUGCUGCUGACCGCGCGGUUUGUGUUGACAUUAGUCAUACGUCAGCGAGGGGCUGGCUAAUUAACGGAUAUUUCUAUAGAGUACUGAGGAGGAGACACGCUUUUGUCAGGUUUCCCAGCAUGGACUGUCAAAUAAUUCUACAUACAGACUCUUGUGGGCCAACUUUUACAGCAAGUUAGCCGACGUUAGCUCUUGGAAACGUGUUUACGAACACCUGUUGGGAUUUAUUUAGCACACUUUUUCAGGACACUCUCUAUGGCGCCAAACGACGUCACCACGUAGGAAUUGUGUGCUGUGUAGUUUUUUUCUAACCGAAGAGUCUAUUCACCCAAUUGUAGUUUUCGUAGCUUUAGCAGUGAAAAUGAUGCAAACUACAGAGCUGAAUGUGUUUCUGCUCACCAUGAAAGCCCCGUUGUUUUCUAAAGUUAAUAUCGAUAUAAUAUGUUAAUAUAUCACAACACCUUGAUGGACCAAAGGGCCAUUGGUGGUGGACGGCUCCUCUCUCUUCGCUGCAGGACAGAAAGAUUCAGAGGAUCUUUUGUACCCACAGCCACCAGACUUUAUAACUCUUGUGUAAAUAGAAGAUAACUUUUAGAGACACAUCAAGUGAGACAACAGACAAUUGAAUAUCCCUUCAGGGAUUAAUAAAGUUCUUCUUAUUCUUAUUGUUUUGCAGAGGCCUCAAAAAAGGGUCUCCCUCCUGCACAGGCGGAUGGCAGGGAAGUGUUGGAUGGUGGUGCUGUCACAACCAGAAAGUUCAACCAGUCCUGCACGACCCUGCUGGACCUGUGGCUCAGCUCAAGUAGUGAGAUGGAAGCAGAAAAGAAAGAAAGGCUGAAGGAACCAAUGCCAGAGAAGGAAUGUGAUACUGGGCUUGAUAUAAGAAAAGAUCAGCUGACUGUACUGUCUGAAGAGAGCAAGGAAGAGGCCUUUGAAGGUGAGAAUUCAACUUCUCCCUUUCCUGGAAGUUUCAUUUUUGGCCUUUUCAUCUUCAAGUUUUCCACUGUAAUGAAAUUUAUCCAAACUGUUAUGUGUUUGUUUUUUACUCAGUAAUGUGGAGAGUGUGGGAGGAGGCGGAUGAGAGUGCCUCUGCUGCAGGACCCACCCCCAAAUUCCUCCCAUAUAAAAAGACCACAAUGGACUUCACUGUUAUGUCCUACAACAUCCUUGCUCAGGAUCUACUUGAGGCUAAUCAGGAGCUGUACAUACACUGCCCUCUGGAGGUGCUUGACUGGAGCUACCGCUGCAGGGUUCUUCUUGAGGAAAUACUGAAAUGGGCCCCAGAUGUAAGUCAAGCAUCAGCUGAUUUAAAAUAAAAGAUAUGUUUAUUUAUUUUGAAGUUAUCAGGAGAGUUUUUAUUUUUGUUUCUCUCUGGGUGUAGAUCUUGUGUCUUCAAGAGGUUCAAGAGAACCACUACCACGGACAACUUUAUCCGGCCCUGUCUCAGAUGGGUAGGUCAUAUGAGGAUAAACAGUGGACAAACAUGAUUAUUGUAUUUAUUAUAACAAAAAUUUACUGUGCUGUGCUUAUGUUUUUGCUUUAGGCUUCACCUGUGUGUACAAACGGCGCACAGGGAACAAGACAGACGGUUGUGCUACUUGCUAUCGCUCCAGUCGCUUCUCUGAGCUUUCAGUCGCCCUGCUGGAGUUCUUCAGGCCUGAGACAGAGCUGCUGGACCGGCACAAUGUGGGCAUCGUUUUGUUGCUUCAGCCCGUGGUCACUAAGGGGUCAGAGAUCAAGGCAAAGGGCCAACCCCUCUGUGUGGCCAAUACUCACCUGCUCUUUAACCCAAGGAGGGGUGAUGUGAAGCUGGCUCAGCUAGCCAUCUUACUGGCAGAAAUCGACAGUGUGGUUAAGUCCUGCAAGGUCAAAGACGAACAGUGUAACAUUAUAUUGUGUGGAGACUUCAACUCCCUCCCCUACAGGCCUCUGUAUCAGCUGAUCACCACUGGGGAGCUCUACUUUCAGGGUCUACCAGCCUGGACGGUGAGGAUAUAAGAGAAAAAGGGGAAAUAUCAGGCGCUCUCGCAAGACUGUCAAUGAUUUUCUUUAAGAAUACGAUACUUGCAUAAAUAACCCCAGUAACCAUGUUUAUGUUCUCCAGAUUUCAGGUCAGGAAGACCACUCAUAUAAAGUCCAUUAUCACAAACUAGAAGCUCCACUGUGGCCCAGCAGUCUGGAAAUCACUGACAGCUGCCAGUACUCGAAUGUUAAGAAGAUAUUUAAGGACCAGGAACCAGGUCAAUGUUUGGAGAAACAGACUACUUUGUGUCUGCUGUUAUUUUUGUAACCUUGAUUCUUUUUUUAAACUUGUUCUCUCACUCGACUUAUUUGUGCAUGUUUGAUUGUGUGUAGGAAAACAUCAGUACAGCCACGACUUCCUGCUGCAGCUGCGCUUCUGUACAGCUGCACGUGUGCGUCCCCCGGACUUGGAGCUCAUCCCGGGUGUGACUGACAACACACCAGGUAAAAUCUGACAUUACCAAAUCACAACAUCAGGUGCUGAUUUUCUGACAUUUUUUGGCUUAUUUUUUAAUUGUAAUAUUUAAAAAAACAGAGCAUUUCUUGUCAUUCACAGAUGUGUCAAGGAGACUGCCUUACAUUAAAAGGUCAGUUUGCCUUCGCUUUGUCAUGUUGCCUUUAUACACACAGUAUUCCAAUGAGAGUUUCACAUUCAGUGCAGUGCCAGUUCCGUGUUGUUGCUGCAGAUUACCUUGUAAUCUGUUUUGAAUACUGAGACAUUUCUGUUCAUCUCAGUAAAUGAUUGGGCAUGUCACCUGAAAGACGUGUGUUAUUAGCAAACAACAAAAACAUGCAUGAAAUGGUAAAACAAAAGCUUUCCUUCAUUAAGGUGAAAUUUAGGUCUUGUAUUUAUUUUUUGUCAUAGAUUCAGACACACCCUCAGUCAUCAUCUGGACCUGGAGUCGGUCUACAAACACAUGCUCCCAGGCUCUGGAAAUCCAGAAGUAACAACCCUGCACUCUGAAGGAGCAGCUACCGUCGACUACAUUUUCUACACGCCGAGACGUGUGACCUCCGAUCAAACAGGUAGGAGCACACGCCACAAAGGACAGUGUUUCAGCUAUUGUGUGAUACAUUUCUUUUCUUCCACAGCUGGGGGUGAAACAGCAGCUGAGGGUUUGGUGCUCAAAGGAUCUCUCACUCUUCCAUCAGAGGAUGUUUUGUGGUCAAUGAUGGGUCUCCCCAAUCACAUGUUCCCCUCUGACCAUCUCAGUCUCAUUGCCAAAUUCCAAUUAGAACUGGAUUCAGCAUGAUGGACAAAGACAGGGUGGUAUUUUAAAACAAUGCCUUUAUGCAGGUUUUGGUUCAAAUUUAGUCUGCUUUAAGUUGAGGUCCUCAAAGGUUUGUAGCUGUACAUAAGUUAAUGUUUUUGUUAAGAAAAAGAAAGCCAAGAGAAGUAAAAAAUGCCAAUAUGUAGUCUUGUUCCUCCCGUUUUUUAUGAGCAAGUUAAUGCUGGACUAUGACUGAAUAAUUGUUUAAAUUUUGUUCUAUUUGUUCAUUAAAAAACAGAAGUUUGUCAUUGCUGUUUUGAUAAUGGUGUUAUAAUACACCUGCCUGUUCGGUUGGAUCUAGAUGACAAGUUUGACAUAUCAAGAUUUUAUUUUAACAAAUGAUGAAAAGUGUUGCUCUCUGAUGAUGAGUGGCUUCUGUUUUUUUUCUGACUGUCAAAACAAGAAUAAAUGUUUUACAUCAC